AUGGAAAGGGUCAACACCACACUGUUGACUGCAUUUAUCCUGACAGGAAUUCCUUAUCCACUCAGGCUAAGGACAUUCUUUUUUGUGUUCUUUUUGCUGAUCUACAUCCUGACUCAGCUGGGAAACAUGCUUAUUUUAAUUACUAUUUGGGCAGACCCAAGGCUCCAUGCCCGCCCCAUGUACAUCUUUCUUGGUGUUCUCUCGGUCAUUGACAUGGGCAUCUCCUCCAUCAUCGUCCCUCGCCUCAUAAUGAACUUCACUUGGAGCAUCAAACCCAUCCCAUUUGGUGGCUGUGUUGCUCAACUCUAUUUCUAUCACUUCCUGGGCAGCACUCAGUGCUUCCUCUACACCCUGAUGGCCUAUGACAGGUACCUGGCAAUAUGUCAGCCUCUGCACUACCCUGUGCUCAUGACUGCUAAGCUGAGUGCCUUGCUUGCAGCCGGAGCCUGGGUGGCAGGAUCCAUCCAUGGGGCUCUCCAGGCCAUCCUAACCUUCCACCUGCCCUACUGUGGGCCCAAUCACGUGGAUUACUUCUUCUGUGACAUUCCUGCAGUGUUGAGACUGGCCUGUGCUGACACAGCAGUCAACGAGCUGGUGACUUUUGUGGACAUUGGGGUGGUAGUUGCCAGUUGCUUCUCCCUAAUCCUCCUCUCCUACAUACAAAUCCUUCAAGCUAUCUUGAGAAUCCAUACAGCUGAAGGGCGGUGCCGGGCUUUUUCAACCUGUGGAGCCCAUGUAACCAUGGUCACUGUGUACUACGGACCCUGUGCCUUCAUCUACCUGAGGCCUGAAACCAACAGCCCCCUGGAUGGGGCAGCCGCCCUAUUCCCCACGGUCAUCACUCCUUUCCUCAACCCCCUUAUCUACACUCUACGGAACCAAGAGGUGAAGCUGGCCCUGAAAAGAAUGCUCAGAGGCCCAAGAACUAAGAGUGAGGUUUGA
Molecule: messenger RNA, 942 nt
Organism: Saimiri boliviensis boliviensis (Bolivian squirrel monkey)
Lineage: Eukaryota; Metazoa; Chordata; Mammalia; Primates; Cebidae
Gene: OR10G3
Product: olfactory receptor family 10 subfamily G member 3
Biological process (GO): G protein-coupled receptor signaling pathway
Cellular component (GO): membrane
Molecular function (GO): olfactory receptor activity; G protein-coupled receptor activity
Source: RefSeq, a predicted model, not a curated record